This is a messenger RNA of Diplodia corticola, 4980 nucleotides long. RefSeq names its product rna helicase rnase. The transcript has 5 exons. The coding region runs from base 1 to 4980 and encodes 1659 amino acids. Gene Ontology annotation, molecular function: ATP binding; RNA binding; ribonuclease III activity. Gene Ontology annotation, cellular component: cytoplasm; nucleus; RISC complex. The record is from RefSeq and is a predicted model, not a curated record. Gene Ontology annotation, biological process: siRNA processing. NCBI's taxonomy places the organism in Eukaryota, Fungi, Ascomycota, Dothideomycetes, Botryosphaeriales, Botryosphaeriaceae.
AUGGACUCACCGAGCCGAGAUUCAGCCGUCUUCCGCCUGCGGUCUUACCAGGCUGAAAUGGUCGAAGAGAGCCUGAGGCAAAACAUCAUUGUUGCUAUGGACACUGGUAGUGGAAAGACCCAUGUCGCAAUAUCACGCACCGCCGCCGAGCUCGAAAGCUGCGACCCAAGCCAACUGGUGUGGUUCAUUGCGCCUACCGUCACCCUCUGCCAUCAGCAGUUUUGCCUGUUUGAAAAGCAUCUGCCCGCCUACCAGAUCCGCUUUCUUAGCGGCGGUGAUAACGUCGACCGCUGGACUGACCAGAACAUUUGGGAUGCCGUGCUCAGAAACAUCCGCGUUGUCGUAUCGACACCGGCUAUACUGCUGGAUUCUUUGACCCAUGGCUUUGUGAAAAUCUCACGGAUUGCCCUCCUGAUCUUCGAUGAGGCCCACAUGUGUCGCGGCAACCAUCCUGCAAAUGCCAUCAUGCAGAGGUUUUACCAUCCACUGCUUGCCAACGGCUGCCAGAAUAGCCUGCCCAACAUCCUCGGCUUGACAGCGAGCCCAGUGGUCAGUACAAAUGCAGACGGACUGGAGAUUAUUGAGCGAAGUCUCAACUCGAUUGCCAAAACUCCCAAGGUCAACCGAACAGAGCUCCUACGCUUCACACACAGGCCAGAGCUUGUGCAACUGAAGUACCCUGGACAGACCUCGGAUCCGUUGGCUGGGCCGCCGAUUCUAGCUUCCCUGGCCGGCGUUUAUUACGCAUACGACAUCCUAGACGAUCCAUACAUCAUCAGCCUGCGUCGCAAGAUCUCUAAGGCUACAGAUGAGUCAAGGGAGCAGGUACUCAAGGAGCUUGAGAAGCUUAUUAACAACCGAAAAACAUACGUCCACGAGCAGCUGAAGAAACUUUACUCACGAGCGCUCGGAAUCUACAAUGAACUCGGUAGCCCUCCAACAGAGUUCUAUGUCCGGAGUUGCAUUGCAAAAUUCGAUGCUUUCUUGGCCAACUCGAGCCACCUACUCCUUGACUGGUCAGAAGAGGAAGGUUCGCGUCUUCAUAACACUCUUGCCAUGGUGGCGGCCGCCCAGCCUAUAAACUAUCAUGUGUGCAUGCAAGACAACCUGUCACCAAAGAUGAAUGCUCUCGCCGACCUUCUACUCUCGGAAUGGAACGAAGACUUCACCGGCAUCAUCUUCGUCGAGCAACGCGCUACCGUUGCCGCCAUGGACUACGUGCUUUCAAACCACCCCCAGCUUCACCAUCUCUUCAACGUCGGCACCUUCGUGGGCACUUCCAUGACUGUACAAAGAAAAUCUCAUCUUGGCAUAGGUGACCUGGUUGAAAUAAAACACCAGCAGCAGACCCUUGAAGACUUCCGUGCCCGCAAGAAAAACCUCAUCGUCGCAACGAGCGUACUGGAAGAAGGCAUUGACGUAUCAAACUGUCACAUUGUCAUCUGCUUCGAGCCCCCGAAGAACCUCAAGUCUUUCAUACAGCGCCGUGGCCGAGCAAGGAAGCAGGAUUCCAAGUUCAUCAUCAUGUUCCCUGAAAACUCCCCAUUCGUGAAAUCACCAGAAGUCUGGCUGGACUUGGAAGAGCAAAUGAAGGAAGCGUAUUUGAAUGACCUACGGGUAGUCCAAGCCGCGGAACAACGCGAGCAACUUGAAGAAGAGGGAGACGAAUCCUAUCGCUGCGAAUCAACUGGGGCACUCCUCACACUUGAUAAUGCGAUGCAGCACCUGUACCAUUUCUGCGCCAUCCUUGGCGGCGGCCGACAUGUGGAUUUGCGGCCUCGUUUCUCAUUCACCGUAGACGAGAAUGAUCUCACGACUGCCACCGUCACUCUGCCAAAUUCAGUGGAUUCCAAAAUCCGCCAGCACCGAGGGACAGGAUCAUGGUUGACGGAAAGGGCUGCGAGAAAAGAUGCAGCAUUCCAUGCCUACGUCGCGUUACAUAAAGCGGGCUUGAUCAACGACAACCUGUUACCUUUGCUCAAUGAUUCGGAAGAUGGGCCAGACUUUGGUGUUAUUGAUCACAGACCAGCGAUGAUCCAGGCUCAAACUCGUCUGGAUCCAUGGAUUCCACAGGCUCAGACUGUCAAUUCAUGGAAGUCAUCGGAUACAUGGCACAGAACAAAAAUAUCAAUACCCAUGGAAGCACAGACGGUAAGUCUGGUCAUCCUCUUGCCCCGGCCGAUGCUUCAGGUCCCGGACUUCCUUCUUCACUGGAACGAGAAUAUCCGAUACAAUUUGAGCAGCGAACCGAUGGACGCCAUUACACUCAACGAAAACGACUUGACAUCGCUUCGUCAUUCCACGAGGAAUCUGCUUUGUAUCAUCUUCGGGCAUCAUUUGGCGGAAGAAAGAUAUGACUUCCCUUUUCUAAUAGCUCCGUAUGACGUGACUGGCGAAGUUGGAAGCCAUCUCCAAACAUUCAAGAGUGACAGCAGACCUGCACUUGAAGUCUAUGCGGAGCUGCAGGCGGGCCAAGACCCAACCAUAGGCCUUCUGCGUCAGGACGGCCUUGUGGGGCACCAUUUAAUUUUUCGCGGCUUCCAAAAUACCGACAUCGACAUGACUGAUGACAAGAAUGUCCAGCAAGAAGACGAACCAACUGUCCAGGUCGUCUUCUCAGUAUUCCCCAAAAGGCGUGACUUUUUGCAUUAUGUCCGGGACUCUUCACAACAUGGCAUGUAUACGAGAGAACAUAUGCUACCAGCGAAAGACUUCCUCAUGGACAGAUUGCCGGUUUCAUAUGCCAUAUUCACAGCUUUCUUACCCUCGAUCUUGCAUCGCUACGAGCUUUUCAUGAUUGUCCAAGAGCUUUGCAGCACUGCGUUAUGCUCUGUAGGCUUCACCAACCAUGCACUGGUCCUCCGUGCCAUCACUGCAUCGUCUACGAACGAAAACGAUUAUCAAAGAUUGGAAUUCUUGGGCGACUGCAUCUUGAAGUUCAGCACUGCCGUUCAACUCAUGGCGGAUUUCCUUCACUGGCCCGAAAGCUAUCUUACCGAACGCAAAGAUCGCAUUGUCUCCAACGGUGCCCUUGCCAAAGCCUCACGCCGCUCCGGUCUCGACAAGUUCAUACACACCAAAGCCUUCACAGGGUCCAAAUGGCGACCUCGCUACGUAGGCAAUAUCCUGGCCAAAGCCUCAGAAGCGCCUUCAGAAACUCGCACGCUGUCCACCAAGACCCUUGCCGACGUCGUGGAGUCCCUCAUCGGCGCCGCGUACGUCGAGGGCGGCAUGCAGAAAGCGCAUCUCUGCACAUCAGCACUCCUCCCCAGCUUGCAGUGGCAACCGCUACUCCGCUCACGCAAGAUCCUGCAGGACCACGCGGCGGAAGAGCACGCCUCGGCCGCACCGCUGCACCUCGAGCGCGUCGAGGAGCUCAUCGGCUACACAUUCAGGAACAAGCACCUCCUCCUCGAGGCCCUGACACACCCGUCCUUUUCCUCGUACCGCGAAGCCGCCUCGUCGUCCUACCAGCGCCUCGAGUACCUCGGCGACGCCGUGCUCGACUACAUCCUCUCCCGACGCCUAUACGCCUACCGCAGACCGCCGCCGCCAAGCGCCGUCGAAACCACAAACACCAACAAGACCCCGCGACGACGACCGCCACCGCCGCCCCCGCGCGGCCACGCCGCCGACGAGAUCCCGCACGGGACGAUGCACUGCAUCCGCGCCGCGCUCGUCAACGCGCCCUUCCUCGCCUUUCUCUGCAUGGAAGCCGCCGUCUUCGAGCCGCGCAGCGGCGACGUCGUUUUUCACCCCGUCGCCGCUCCCAGUUAUACUUCGACUCACUCUCCCGUCCCAAUGACGACGACGACGACGACGAGCAACGGCAAGACGGCAGCAGAAGCCGAACAACAAAAACAACAACAACAGCAGCAGCAGCAGCAGUUACCACCGUGGACCACCAUCACACCCGCCCCGCCCGCCCGCAAGGCCUUGUGGCAGUUCAUGCGCCACUCCUCGCCCACGCUCCUCGCCUCGGCCGUCGCGGCGACGGAGAGGCACGAAAGGCAUCGUGGGAGCAUCUGGCGCGCGUUGCGGCAGCAGCGGCCGCCGCGGCCGGAACCUCGUCGUCGUCGUCGCUGCGGCGCGGGGGAAGAUGUACUGGAGGAGGAGCAGGAUGCAGGUGAUGAAGGCGAUCAGGAGGAAGAGGAGGGGGAGGGGGAGGAAGAAGAGGAAGAAGAAGAGGAGGACGAGGACGAGGACGAGGAAAUCGUGGUGGACGGCCGCUUUUACCGGCGGUAUCCGUGGCGGCUGCUCGCCAAGAUCGGCGCGGACAAGUUCUUUUCGGACGUGGUCGAGGCGGUGCUCGGGGCCGUCUUUGUGGACAGCACUUCGGUCGAGGUUGGCGGGUCUUCUGGUUCGGCUGCUGCUGCUGCUGCUGCUGCUGCUGCUGCCGCUGCUGCGGAGGUUGGUGGUUGUGGCGGCGGCGACGACGACGAAAUUUCGGCUUGCGAGGGCUUUUUGGCCAAGAUUGGGUUGAUGGAUGUGCUGGAGGGGGUGUUGAGGGAUUCGGUCGAGUGCGUGCAUCCGAAGAUGUUGUUGGGGCGGUUGGCGAGUGCGGAGAAGGUUGUUUGGGAGUGGGCGGGAGAUGGAGAUGAGGAUGGCGAUGGCGAUGGCGAUGGCGAUGAAGUGGAGGCGGUGGUGGAGGAGGCUGUGGCCCCGGUUGGACCUCGGAAGGUGGUCAGGUGUAGGGUCGGUUUGGGAGACCAGAAGUGGAUUGGUGGAUGGGUCGAGGGGCAGACUAGGCUUGAAGCUGAGAUUGAGGCGGCGGAUCGAGCGGUGUUGAUUUUGUUGGCAGAGGGGAGGAGAUGGAAGGGGAUGGAGAAAUGGGAUGGGGUGAGCGGGAAGGACGUGGAUGGGGAUGGGACAGAGGAUGGAGGGGUUCGAAAUGAAGAUGAGAGCGAGGACAGUGAAGAAGCGGAUCGGGCUGUUGCUGGCGCUGGGAUCGGGGUUGAUGUGGUGAUGGGUGACACUUAA